Molecule: messenger RNA, 1748 nt
Organism: Coregonus clupeaformis (lake whitefish)
Lineage: Eukaryota; Metazoa; Chordata; Actinopteri; Salmoniformes; Salmonidae
Gene: cfap157
Product: cilia and flagella associated protein 157
Exons: 9
Coding region: 54-1679 (541 amino acids)
Biological process (GO): sperm axoneme assembly
Cellular component (GO): ciliary basal body; cilium
Molecular function (GO): microtubule binding
Source: RefSeq, a predicted model, not a curated record
GUGGUUGCUUAGUUGUUUGAUAGGGCAAUCGGGGGAAAAGUUUCACUGCAAAAAUGCCAAAAAAGAAUGGAAAGAAAAGCGGAGAUAAAUCAACCAAAAAAGAGAUCAUUGGAUUUGGAGACAAAACGUGUUUUGACGACGCAUUGUCUGAAGGUGGAAAAGAUUUAUACCGGUCGCAGAUACGAGACUUGGAGGAACAAUUGGAAAAAUAUCAGCACAAAUGUGAUGAGUUGGAGGUGCAACAGAAGGACUUCUCCUUUCAGUAUUUCACCAUUGAGAAGGAGAAGAAAGACAUAGUGCUCUACCUGAAGCGCUCGUUGGCCCAGAAGGAGGAUGAGCUCAGAGACUUGUUGGAGAGACUGGUGGGACUGCAGCAGGCCAAGGAUACUGAAAAGGACUCCUUUGAGCUGCAGCUCAGUCAACUUCGCCAAGAGUUCCAGGAGAACAAGGACAAGCUCACCUCAGAGAACAUGGUCCUUGCGGGUAAGCUAGCAGCUCUCGAGGAGUUCCGUGUGCAGAAGGAGGAGCUGAUGGCCCACUUGGAGGGCCUGGAGGAGCAGCUUGGGAAGCAGAGACAGGAGCACCACACAGUCAUCUACAGCCUGGAGAGGAAGGCCGUGCUGGACAACGACAGACUAAAGAAGGAGAUGCAGCAGCACGUGGCGGCGGUGGCAGCCGAGUUUCGGCGCGUGUCGGACAGGAAGAUGCCAGAGACGACCAUGAGGGCCAUCCACGAGAAUGUGUCUGUGACGGCCCAGCUCAGCCAGCUGUCGGACAAGAGCAAGCAGCUGCUGGAGGAGAACGAGGACCUGAGGGAUAGAGAGAAGCAUAUCCGCAGAGAGAUGGAGGUCCUGGAGCCCCUGUUCAACAAGAUGACCCGCAAGAGCCUCAGCAACCAGAAGGUGGUCCAUCAGCUCACAGAGAAGUGUAAGCAGAUGCAGGCUGAGCUGGAGGAGUAUGCUAAGGCUCAAGAGGAGCAUCAACAACUGCAGAAGGACCAUGUUGCACUGCUGACAGAGAUACAUUCCCUAAGGCAGGUGCAGGCCUCGGUGUUGGAGGAGUCAGGGAGGAACUGUGCUGAGGCAAACAGGCUGGGGAGAGAGCUGGAGGAGGAGAGGGACGUGAGAGGACAACUGGAGACCAUCCUACAGGCAGCUGCCUUUGCCCUUAAACAGGCCCUCAAGGAGGUGCCUAAAGAGGAGGACUCUGAGGUGAAGACUCUGGUCCGGAGGAACCAAAUGAUGCAGAAGCUGUUGGCUGUGUUGGACAGUGCUGCUCUGCUGGGGAAAGGGCCUGCCAUGAAGGACUUCAUCCCAGAGGGAGACUCCCUCCACGAGCUCAAGACCGGCCCUGGCCCAGGAAGAUCAUCAGGGCUUGUUGGUCCUCUUCUCAAGGACACCACCCACCUGUCUCACUUCAAGACAGGAGACCUGGGCCUCGUACCGCGACGGACACACAACUACAACAACAUCCUGUCCAAGAUGGUACCCCUCUCCAAGAGCACCUGCCUUCAACUGCACAGGAAACUCCCACCACCCCAGAAGAGGACCAGCCCAUCCAAACCCUCUGUUCCAGAGAGCCUGGCUCCUCCGCUGGGGGAACCUCCCAGAGGGAGCCUGCUUUUCCCCCACAGGCCCUCUCCAACCAGGGGCAGCGCCGCUGAACCCAUCCUCAGAUAGGCAGGACUGGUACUGGGAUUUAAACCCCUUUAAUGGGACAUUUCAACAAAAAAUAAAUGUUGCUACAUG